UUCUGGCUGGGACUUGGGCUUGGGAGUCCGGGAAGGUGCCAGGCGCGGACAGAACCUCGGAGCCCGCCGUCUCUCUCUAGCCAUCACUACUGCAAAAAACCCCCUCCCUGAAGGAGGAGAAAGCACUAGAGAGAGGCACUCUCUGUCUCAGUUCCCAGUCAGUUAGCUUGUUGCUGACAAAAUCUGAAGACGGGAGAACGGACAUAGUCUCUCAGAUCGCGAAAAAUUUCUCCGACUGGGUCGACUGCAGUGUUGACUGUUUGCCAGCUUCAUAAGCAAAGGGCAGCUUUGCUUUGGCCACCUAAGCCUUGAGCCAUGUCUCCUCCGACCGUGCCUCCUACUGGGGUGGAUGGCCUGUCCGCCUACCUGAUGAAGAAAAGGCACACUCACAAGAAGCAGCGGCGUAAGCCCACUUUCCUCACUCAUAGGAACAUCGUUGGCUGCCGCAUUCAGCACGGCUGGAAAGAAGGCAACGAGCCAGUGGAGCAAUGGAAGGGUACUGUGCUCGAGCAGGUUUCCGUGAAGCCCACUCUCUACAUAAUUAAAUAUGAUGGCAAAGACAGUGUGUACGGACUAGAACUGCUCAGAGACAAGAGAGUUUUAGCUCUGGAAGUUCUUCCCGAGAGAGUUCCGUCUCCUCGCAUUGAUUCCCGCCUGGCAGAUUCCCUGGUUGGGAAAGCAGUGGGACACGUGUUCGAAGGUGAGCACGGCAAGAAAGAUGAGUGGAAGGGCAUGGUGUUGGCACGCGCUCCCAUAAUGGACACUUGGUUUUACAUCACCUACGAGAAAGAUCCGGUCCUCUAUAUGUACACCUUGCUGGAUGACUACAAAGAUGGUGACCUGCGUAUCAUCCCAGAUUCCAACUACUACUUCCCUACAGCAGAACAGGAGCCCGGGGAGGUGCUCGACAGUCUUGUGGGCAAGCAGGUGGAACACGCCAAAGACGACGGAUCCAAGAGAACUGGCAUCUUCAUCCAUCAGGUGGUGGCCAAGCCGUCUGUCUACUUCAUCAAGUUUGACGACGAUAUUCACAUUUAUGUCUAUGGUUUGGUGAAAACCCCAUAAGCUUAUAGUGAACUGGGGAAACUAUUGGAGGUAAAAUAUUUGACGUUCUCAAAAUUAUGUGUCUUGAGAACAAUUUUGAGGUCAAAAGUUCAGGACGGUUG
This is a messenger RNA of Microtus oregoni (creeping vole), 1166 nucleotides long. Its product is annotated as spindlin-4-like. Gene Ontology annotation, cellular component: nucleoplasm; cytosol. NCBI's taxonomy places the organism in Eukaryota, Metazoa, Chordata, Mammalia, Rodentia, Cricetidae. The transcript has a single exon. The record is from RefSeq and is a predicted model, not a curated record. Bases 316 to 1065 code for a protein of 249 amino acids. Gene Ontology annotation, biological process: regulation of DNA-templated transcription; gamete generation.